This is a messenger RNA of Hevea brasiliensis (rubber tree), 2309 nucleotides long. Its product is annotated as 3-oxoacyl-[acyl-carrier-protein] synthase II, chloroplastic. Gene Ontology annotation, biological process: fatty acid biosynthetic process. Gene Ontology annotation, cellular component: chloroplast stroma. Gene Ontology annotation, molecular function: 3-oxoacyl-[acyl-carrier-protein] synthase activity. The record is from RefSeq and is a predicted model, not a curated record. The transcript is spliced from 15 exons. Lineage: Eukaryota; Viridiplantae; Streptophyta; Magnoliopsida; Malpighiales; Euphorbiaceae. The coding region runs from base 197 to 1885 and encodes 562 amino acids.
AGAGAAAGAGGAAGACGGAGGGCAGAGCAUCAUCAAGGCAUAAAAUUUAAAAUACUCACAACACCGAUAAAUAAAACAAUAUUUCUGGUCACAGAGAUCCCUGGCUUAUUUUCUGUUUCAUUUUUGGUUUUUCUGCAGCAAACAGUAUUUUCCACUCUCUAUCUCUCCUCUGUGUAUUCGCAGAGCUGAGCGAGAGAUGAUGGCGUCAGCUUCCUUCUCGUCUCCGUUAUGCACGUGGCUGGUGGCUGCGUGCAUGUCGGUCACGUGCGCCAAGGAGAAUUGGACCGGCACCCACACGUUUCAUUCAUCUCCACUGGGCGAUAGACUCAACCGCUGGGCUCGCAGAAGAAGGGCUUUUCUCUCCAAAUAUAACAGCGGCAGCUCUGCUGUUGCUGCUACCUGCUCUCAGUUUCUCUCCAAAGGUUUGUCCUCUUCCUUUUCUGGAUCCAGCUUGCAAGGAUUGAUGACUUGUUUGGCUUUUGAGCCCUGUAGUCACUACUACAGCUCCGAUGGCCUUUUUGGAUCCAGAAAUCUCAAUCUUAACCGACGAAGACUCAAUCGUCCUCCUCAUUCUGGGGAAGUCAUGGCAGUAGCUGUACAACCUGAAAAGGAAGUUGCAACAAAGAAGAAACCUGUUAUGAAGCAAAGGCGAGUGGUUGUGACAGGUAUGGGUGUCGUGACACCCCUUGGUCAUGAUCCAGAUGUCUUCUACAACAAUCUGCUUGAAGGAGUUAGUGGCAUAAGUCAGAUAGAGGCUUUUGACUGUUCCCAAUUUCCAACGAGGAUUGCUGGAGAGAUCAAGUCUUUCUCAACUGACGGAUGGGUCGCACCAAAACUGUCCAAGAGAAUGGAUAAAUUCAUGCUUUACAUGCUUACUGCUGGCAAAAAAGCCUUGGCUGAUGGUGGCAUCACUGAAGAUAUAAUGGAUGAGUUGGAUAAAGCUAAAUGUGGAGUUUUGAUUGGCUCUGCAAUGGGUGGCAUGAAGGUUUUCAAUGAUGCAAUUGAAGCACUAAGGAUCUCAUACAAGAAGAUGAAUCCUUUCUGUGUACCAUUUGCGACUACAAAUAUGGGUUCUGCAAUGCUUGCAAUGGACCUGGGUUGGAUGGGGCCAAACUAUUCAAUUUCCACUGCUUGUGCUACCAGCAACUUUUGUAUAUUGAAUGCAGCAAACCACAUCAUUAGAGGCGAAGCUAAUAUCAUGCUUUGUGGUGGCUCAGAUGCAACAAUUAUACCUAUUGGCUUGGGGGGUUUCGUGGCAUGCAGAGCACUUUCACAGAGGAAUGAUGAUCCUACGAAAGCUUCACGACCUUGGGAUAUGAAUCGGGAUGGAUUUGUGAUGGGGGAAGGAGCUGGUGUUCUACUAUUAGAAGAACUAGAACAUGCUAAGAAAAGAGGUGCAAAUAUAUAUGCGGAAUUUCUUGGAGGGAGCUUUACCUGUGAUGCCUAUCACAUGACUGAGCCACAUCCUGAUGGAAUUGGCAUCAGUCUCUGUAUAGAAAAGGCAUUAGCCCAGGCUGGAGUGUCUAAAGAGGAUGUAAACUACAUAAAUGCACAUGCUACGUCCACCCCAGCUGGUGACCUUAAAGAGUAUGAAGCUCUCAUGCGUUGUUUUGGCCAAAAUCCUGAAUUGAGAGUGAACUCCACAAAGUCCAUGAUUGGCCAUCUACUGGGAGCAGCUGGUGCUGUGGAAGCUAUUGCAGCAAUACAGGCAAUACGGACGGGAUGGAUUCAUCCGAACACCAACCUGGAAAAACCAGAUGAAGGCGUGGAGACAAAAGUUCUAGUUGGCCCAAAGAAAGAGAGAUUGGAAGUUAAGGUUGCAUUGUCUAACUCAUUUGGGUUUGGAGGCCAUAACUCAUCAAUACUUUUUGCGCCGUACAAGUGAUACAAGGCCACCUCAACUUGGCUGUAUCAAUGCAAAAGAUACUCUGGAGAGGAAUGAAUUAGACGGCUUUGUGGAUUGGUAAAGGAGAAUAUUCAGAGUCAACGAAGUGGGAAAUGCUUUAGCUUUCAGAAUCUUUUCCUCUUCAGUGGGGCUUGAUCAACUAUUGAACCACCGAAUCACAAGUAAUAGUUAGCCUUGUUUAAUUUCACAUGUACAAGUAGAUGCCUGAUCCUGUUUAAUAGCCAAUUGUGAUUAAUUUUGAGCUGGCAAUUGGCUAGGUUACUAAUGUAGUGGUGGUUUGUAAGCAUACUUCCAUUUUGUUUCACAUGUUCUGUACGAAUUUUGUAUUUUUAUCAAGAAAUUUUUUGAUAAACUCGGUCUAUUGUGUUAUCCCUAAAUUAAAUCAAUGGGAUAUUUUAUGAUA